GGGGCGGGCGGCGGCUCGGCCGCUCGCGGGCUGGCACGGAGCGGAGCGGCCGUCGGCCACGGCGGAGCGAUGAUCCGCCGGGAAGACACUGAACGGGCAGUGGAAAUUCUGACCAGAUACCAAAGCACCCUGCGGUCCCCGGAGGAGCAGGAGUUAAAAGCUUCUAUUGGAAAAGUUUCGCACAUCUUCCAAAGUGAACUCUUCCAGGCUCUGCUGGAUAUCCAUGAAUUCUACGAUUUCACGCUGCGCUCUGCACCCGAGCAGUCUCCGAGCCUGGAUGCACAUCAUGGCACAGCCAGGCAGCAGCUUGGGGGCAGUGAGCCCAGCUCCACAGUCACACCCACAGAGCCCCAAAACCUGCCUGAGGGCAGCUCCUGGGACCGUGAGCAGAGGCUCGCUGCAGGGGACAGCGCUGCGGGGAUGGCGCCACGGCUGGUGCGGGUGACAGCACGGCGGACAGAGGCACCAGCCAGUGUCUGCAGCCUGGUGCUCAGCUCUCACAGCACCCUGCCCCAGGCCAACCCCGCUCCCAUUAUCGUGAAUACAGACUCGCUGGAACAAGGGCUCUCUAUGAAUGGCAGUGAUGGGAUGUUCAAGUAUGAAGAGAUUGUCUUGGAAAGGGGGAACUCCGGCCUCGGCUUCAGCAUAGCGGGAGGCAUCGACAACCCCCAUGUUCCAGAUGACCCAGGCAUCUUCAUCACCAAGAUCAUCCCUGGGGGAGCGGCAGCCAUGGAUGGCCGUCUAGGGGUGAACGACUGCGUGCUGCGGGUGAACGACGUGGACGUCUCUGAGGUGGUGCACAGCAAAGCUGUGGAGGCCCUGAAGGAAGCAGGCCCCGUGGUGCGGCUCGUGGUGCGCCGCCGGCAGCCCCCGCCAGAGACCAUCAUGGAGGUUAACCUCAUGAAGGGCCCCAAAGGCUUGGGGUUCAGCAUUGCAGGGGGCAUCGGGAACCAGCACAUCCCUGGGGACAACAGCAUCUACAUCACCAAGAUCAUCGAGGGAGGUGCUGCCCAGAAGGAUGGGCGCCUGCAGAUCGGGGACCGGCUGCUUGCGGUGAACAACACAAACCUGCAGGACGUGCGGCACGAGGAGGCAGUGGCCGCCCUGAAGAACACCUCUGACAUGGUGUACCUGAAAGUGGCCAAGCCUGGCAACAUCCACCUCAACGACAUGUACGCGCCCCCCGACUACGCCAGCACCUUCUCAGCCUUGGCUGACAACCACAUAAGCCAUAACUCCAGUCUGGGCUACCUGGGCGGCGUUGAGAGCAAGCCCGCCUAUCCCAUCCCUCCCCAGGUGACUCCGUCGCGGUACUCGCCCAUCCCUCGGCACAUGAUCGGAGAUGAUGACUUCACCAGGGAGCCCCGGAAAAUCAUCCUGCACAAAGGCUCCACCGGCCUGGGCUUCAACAUUGUUGGGGGGGAAGAUGGCGAGGGGAUCUUUGUGUCCUUCAUCCUAGCUGGAGGCCCUGCUGACCUCAGCGGGGAGCUGCGGAGGGGAGACCGUAUCCUUUCGGUGAACGGCGUGAACCUUCGCAACGCCACCCACGAGCAGGCGGCGGCGGCGCUGAAGCGGGCGGGGCAGACGGUGACCAUCAUCGCGCAGUACCGGCCCGAAGAGUACAGCCGCUUCGAGUCCAAGAUCCACGACCUGCGGGAGCAGAUGAUGAACAGCAGCAUGAGCUCGGGCUCGGGCUCGCUCCGCACCAGCGAGAAGAGAUCGCUCUAUGUCCGAGCCCUGUUUGACUAUGACCGGACCCGGGACAGCUGCUUGCCCAGCCAGGGCCUCAGCUUCUCCUACGGGGACAUCCUGCACGUCAUCAACGCCUCCGAUGACGAGUGGUGGCAGGCCAGGCUCGUCACAGCCCACGGCGAGAGCGAGCAGAUUGGGGUCAUCCCCAGCAAGAAGAGGGUGGAAAAGAAGGAGAGAGCACGGUUGAAAACAGUGAAGUUCCACGCCAGGACUGGCAUGAUUGAGUCCAACAGGUCGAUCAAAACGAAACGUAAAAAGAGUUUUCGCCUCUCUCGAAAGUUCCCAUUUUACAAGAGCAAAGAGAACCUGGCCCAGGAGAGCAGCGGACAGGAACAGGGCGUGACAUCAAACACCAGUGACAGCGAGAGCAGUUCCAAAGGACAAGAGGACACCAUCCUGUCGUACGAGCCAGUGACACGGCAAGAAAUUCACUAUGCGAGGCCAGUGAUCAUCCUGGGCCCAACAAAGGACAGAAUUAACGACGACCUCAUCUCUGAAUUCCCACACAAGUUUGGUUCCUGCGUGCCCCACACCACCAGGCCUCGGCGUGAGAACGAGGUGGACGGCCAGGACUACCACUUUGUGGUAUCCCGGGAGCAGAUGGAGAAAGACAUCCAGGACAAUAAGUUCAUAGAGGCUGGGCAGUUCAAUGACAAUCUCUAUGGCACCAGCAUCCAGUCCGUGCGGGCGGUGGCAGAGCGGGGGAAGCACUGCAUCCUGGAUGUGUCUGGCAAUGCUAUCAAGAGGUUGCGACAAGCACAACUUUAUCCCAUUGCCAUUUUCAUCAAACCUAAAUCCAUUGAAGCCCUCAUGGAGAUGAACCGGAGACAGACAUAUGAACAGGCCAACAAGGUCUUUGACAAAGCCAUGAAACUUGAGCAAGAGUUUGGAGAAUAUUUUACAGCCAUCGUACAAGGAGACUCUCUCGAAGAAAUUUACAGCAAAAUCAAACAGAUCAUUGAGGACCAGUCCGGGCACUACAUCUGGGUCCCGUCCCCAGAGAAACUCUGAAGAUGUCUCCCACCUGCUUCCCUGUGAGCAGAAGAUCUCUGAAGUCCCACCCAUCCGAGCCCUCUGCCCCGAGGGGGAGGGAUAUGAAAACUAUUCCUGCUCCCUUUUUUAGAUCGUCGCAAAAUUGAGUUUUCUAGUCCUGUUUUUUUUGUUGGGAUGAACUCAUAUCAUUGAUCACGUGACUGUUCCCACCAUUCCUGCAUGGACCUUCCCACUGCUCCAGUAGAGACAGACAAGAACCCAUUCAAGGUCUUUUUUUAUUAUUAUUAUAUUAUUAUAUUAUUAUUAUUAUUAUUAUUAUUAACUAAACAAAGAAUCAAGAUGGGAGGAGGCAGCUAAGGACUAAUGUAAGAAAACAAGUGAAACAAUGGACUCUGAACACAUGAGCUGGUAUCAGAGCUCCAGGGGCAUUUUUCCAAGUGUGACUGUCUAGCAGCUCUGAACAGUGCGACAGAUGGGCAGCAGAAAGCAUUUUAUUUAUCUGUAUAUGUAAUUUAUAUAUAAUAUAGAGGAGAGAUAUUAUAUAUAUAUUAUAUAUAUAUAUAUGUAUGUGGACUAGGAAAUCUGAGGGACCUCUCUGGAAAGGUGUUGUAUUAUUGCAAGGUUCUUUCAGUUCCUCUGUCCCAAGCACUCGGCGUAGGGAGUCCACUUGGGCAGGAAGAGCUCAAAACGGUACCAGGUGCUUUGGAAACUUCUCCCGUCCAGGCCAGUUCCCUGCAGCCCCCCUGGGUCUGAGACAGGCCAGAGACUGCUACUGCCUGUGCAGGAGGGACCAGAGCAAGGAGCAGCAGCUGGCCUGCAAGAGGCUGGGAGACAGAGACUGAGCAGGAGGCUGCGGAGCAAGAGAAUGGAUGAUGCUACAUAUUAAAUUGCACAUUGUUUUACACACCA
This is a messenger RNA of Haemorhous mexicanus (house finch), 3654 nucleotides long. RefSeq names its product discs large MAGUK scaffold protein 3 (gene DLG3). Gene Ontology annotation, molecular function: kinase binding. The transcript has 24 exons. Lineage: Eukaryota; Metazoa; Chordata; Aves; Passeriformes; Fringillidae. Gene Ontology annotation, cellular component: neuron projection; postsynaptic density membrane; neuromuscular junction. Gene Ontology annotation, biological process: chemical synaptic transmission. Bases 70 to 2763 code for a protein of 897 amino acids. The record is from RefSeq and is a predicted model, not a curated record.